This is a messenger RNA of Bubalus bubalis (water buffalo), 4096 nucleotides long. It is a transcript of the gene AP4E1, whose product is annotated as adaptor related protein complex 4 subunit epsilon 1. The transcript is spliced from 21 exons. Gene Ontology annotation, molecular function: cargo adaptor activity. Gene Ontology annotation, biological process: receptor-mediated endocytosis; intracellular protein transport. Bases 79 to 3495 code for a protein of 1138 amino acids. Lineage: Eukaryota; Metazoa; Chordata; Mammalia; Artiodactyla; Bovidae. The record is from RefSeq and is a predicted model, not a curated record. Gene Ontology annotation, cellular component: membrane coat; AP-4 adaptor complex.
UGCCUACGGAGGCCGGGCCGGCGGCGGGUCAGGGGCCGGGCAUGAGGCCGGGCGGCGACCGGAUCGCGGGCUGCGGCGAUGAGCGACAUAGUGGAGAAAACACUGACGGCGCUGCCGGGACUCUUCCUGCAGAACCAGUCGGUUGGCGGGCCUACGGCCGCCAAGGCGUCCUUCUCCUCCCGGCUGGGCGGCCUGGUCCGCGGCAUCACCGCGCUCACCUCCAAGCACGAAGAAGAGAAAUUAAUCCAGCAGGAGCUGAAUAAUCUGAAAGCAACUGUUUCUGCUCCUACUACAACCCUAAAAAUGAUGAAGGAAUGUAUGGUGAGACUUAUAUAUUGUGAAAUGCUUGGAUAUGAUGCUUCCUUUGGCUAUAUACAUGCAAUCAAGUUGGCACAACAAGGAAAUCUUUUAGAAAAAAGAGUAGGUUAUUUGGCUGUAUCUUUAUUUCUACAUGAAAGUCAUGAACUGUUGCUUCUCCUUGUGAACACAGUUGUAAAGGACUUGCAGAGCACUAACCUAGUAGAAGUAUGUAUGGCACUUACUAUCGUCAGCCAGAUUUUCCCCCGAGAAAUGAUUCCAGCUGUUCUUCCAUUGAUAGAAGAUAAACUUCAACAUUCUAAGGAGAUUAUACGAAGAAAAGCUGUUCUGGCCUUAUAUAAAUUUUAUCUCAUUGCUCCUAAUCAAGUACAGCAUAUCCAUGUUAAGUUUCGGAAAGCACUUUGUGAUAGAGAUGUUGGAGUCAUGGCUGCUUCCUUGCACAUAUACCUUAGGAUGAUUAAGGAGAAUUCAUCUGCAUAUAAAGACUUGACUGGGAGUUUUGUAACGAUCUUGAAGCAAGUGGUUGGAGGAAAGCUCCCAGUAGAUUUCAAUUACCACAGCGUACCAGCACCAUGGUUACAAAUUCAGUUGUUGAGAAUACUAGGACUUCUAGGAAAAGAUGAUCAAAGGACAAGUGAAUUAAUGUAUGAUGUUCUUGAUGAAUCCUUACGAAGAGCUGAGUUAAAUCACAAUGUCACAUAUGCUAUUCUGUUUGAAUGUGUACAUACAGUCUAUUCUAUUUAUCCUAAAUCGGAAUUGCUUGAGAAGGCUGCCAAAUGCAUUGGAAAGUUUGUUCUGUCACCUAAAAUAAAUCUCAAAUAUUUAGGACUGAAGGCUCUUACCUAUGUUAUCCAACAGGAUCCCACUCUGGCUCUUCAACAUCAGAUGACAAUAAUUGAAUGCUUAGAUCAUCCUGAUCCUAUUAUUAAAAGAGAGACUCUGGAACUUCUUUACAGAAUUACUAAUGCACAGAAUAUAACAGUGAUUGUCCAGAAAAUGCUUGAAUAUUUACAUCAGAGCAAAGAAGAAUAUAUUAUCGUCAACUUGGUUGGAAAAAUAGCUGAGCUGGCUGAGAAAUAUGCUCCUGAUAAUGCGUGGUUUAUUCAGACAAUGAAUGCUGUAUUUUCAGUGGGAGGAGAUGUGAUGCAUCCUGAUAUUCCCAAUAACUUUCUGAGACUGCUAGCAGAAGGGUUUGAUGAUGAAACAGAAAAUCAACAACUAAGACUUUAUGCAGUUCAGUCUUAUCUUACUUUACUAGAUGUGGAAAAUGUGUUCUAUCCACAGAGAUUUCUUCAAGUUAUGAGUUGGGUGUUAGGAGAGUAUUCCUAUCUCUUAAAUAAGGAAACACCAGAGGAAGUUAUAACCAAGCUCUACAAGUUACUUAUGAAUGACUCUGUUUCUUCAGAAACAAAAGCCUGGAUAAUAGCUGCUGUGACCAAGUUGACACCCCAAGCACACUCUUCUGAUAUAGUUGAGAGAUUAAUCCAGGAAUUUACCACAUCUUUGGAUACUUGCUUGAGACAGCAUGCAUUUGAAUUAAAACACUUGCAUGAGAAUGUAAAAUUGAUGAAGAGCUUACUUCCACUUGAUAAGAGUUGUGAAGACAUGGUGGUAGAUGCUUCCUUAUCUUUUCUGGAUGGUUUUGUGGCUGAAGAACUAACACAGGGGGCAGCGCCUUACAAACCUCACCACCAACGGCAGGAGGAAAAGCUUUCUCAGGAAAAAGUUCUCAAUUUUGAACCAUAUGGACUCUCUUUUUCUUCAUCUGGCUUCACUGGACGGCAGUCUCCUGCUGGCAUUUCUCUUGGUUCAGAUAUAUCUGGGAAUAGUACAGAGAUCGGACUAAAAGAGACAAAUGGCUUGAAGCUGGAAGGUAUAAAGAAAUUGUGGGGGAAAGAGGGCUAUCUUCCCAAGAAAGAAAGCAAAACUGGUGAUGAAACAGAAGCUCCACCAGUUUCUCAGGAGAGUAUAAUGGUGGAGAAUGGAGAUCAAACUGUAACAAAAAAGGAUCCAUCUCAAGUCCUUACCCAAUCUAAAGAGGAGAAGGAAAAGCGGCUGCUGGCAUCAUCAUUGUUUGUUGGGCUAGGAUCAGAAAAUACAAUCAAUUUGCUCGGAAAAGCGGAUACCAUUUCUCACAAGUUUAGAAGGAAAUCAAAAAUCAAAGAAACCAAAAGUGAGGAAACAACCACUGAUCAAAAUAUAAUCCCUUCUUCCUUUAGUUCUUCAUCAAAUGUGACUUAUGAAGAAGAUUAUUGUUUGGAUAAUUUGCAGGAUAGAGGAGAUAAAGAAUUAAAGAAAUUUUCUCUCAGUUCAGAACUUUUGGAUUCUGAGUCACUGACAGAACUGCCCUUGGUUGAGAAAAUCUCAAAUUGCAGGCUGUCUAUACCCUCUUUGUUUGCUGAUAACAACAUGGAAGUUUUUCAUCCUCCUCAAGCCACUCCAGCCUCAGUUGCCAGUGAAAUCUCUUUAGCUUCUUCUUUGUUGGAAGAAACUACUGAACACAUACAUUCAGAUCUUAUGGAGGUCUGUAAUAAUGAAGCCAUAUCUGUGUCUUCUUACAAAAUUUGGAAAGAUGAUUGUUUGCUGGUGGUCUGGUCAGUUUUUAAUAAGAGUGGUUUGGAAGUGAAAAGUGCUAACUUAGAAAUUGCUCCUGCAGAAAAUUUCAAGAUCACUGAGCAUCCUGGAUGCUGUUUGCCCAUAAUAGAAGCAGAAAGCACCAAAAAUUUUCAAUAUAGUGUGCAGAUGGAAAAACCAUUUACAGAAGGAAAUCUGUCUGGUUUUAUAACUUAUCAAGUGAUGGAUACUCACUCUGUUCAGCUUGAAUUUUCAGUAAACUUAUCACUGUUAGAUUUCAUUAGGCCAUUAAAAGUCUCGACUGAAGACUUUGGUAAACUCUGGUUAUCCUUUGCAAAUGAUGUGAAACAAAAUGUAAAGAUGUCAGAAUCUCAAGCUGCUCUGCGUUCUACCUUAAAGGCCCUGCAACAGGAACUAAGACUUCAUGUUGUUGACAUUAUAGGUAAUGAAGGGCUGUUGGCCUGUCAACUGCUCCCAUCCAUCCCCUGCUUGCUGCAUUUCCGAGUUCAUGGUGACACGUUAGCCCUGUGGUUCAGAUCCUCCUGUUCUACUCUUCCUGACUAUUUACUUUAUCAGUGUCAAAAAGUGAUGGAGGGAUCCUAGCAAAAGCUCUGCUUAUAUUUUACUCCAUCAGAAUAAAUGGUUUACAUAGAUAAACUUAUUUACCAAAGUAAAAAGAAUUAAUGGUACUUCUAAUGAAAAUGGGGAUUAUUACAGGUUAUGGUUUUAUGUGUUUUCUUUAUGGUUCAUGGUCAAGAAAGAUCCCCAAGAAACUGUACCCCUAACCUUUUACUCAGGAUUGUACAGUAGGUUUGGGUCCUAAAAAAGUGGCCUAAGCUAAUGUUAUAAACUGCUAAAGAUUUAUAUAUAUCACUUAGUGUAGAGGGUCUGAAAAUAAUUUAUUUUGUUAUAAAUAAUUUUAUAGCAGAUUUACUCUAGUGUUAAAGCUGAUUUACAGUAAAGCCAGGUCUCAGUUUUCUGCGUUAAUGGAGGGGAGACAUGGACUUAAUAAUCCUAAAUCAAAUUCAUAUUUGGCUUUGGAAUGCAGUAUAUGCUUUUUGGUCAGCAAGUCAUUACUUUCAAUAAUGUUUGCUUAGAUCAGUACUGAGCUAAGUUGGCACAGCACACACUAAUACUUCAGGAGACCCAUAAGCACGUUGGAUUUUGGGGGGAUCCAAUCUAUGGUAGAUGGACUUCCCUCACA